AUGGCGGAGGCAGAAGGGGCGGCCACGGCCCCAUGCUCAGCUCCGAGGCCGGCUUUCCGGAGCCACGGCGCUAUGUCAGGCUCCUUGGAGAGGGACCAGCAGGUUGAGGCGGCGCAGCGGGCCCUGGUGGAGGUGCUGGGGCCUUACGAGCCGCUGCUGAGCCGGGUGCAGGCAGCCCUUGUGUGGGAGAGGCCAGCCAGGAGCGCCCUGUGGUGCCUGGGGCUGAACGCGGCGUUCUGGUUCUUUGCACUGACAUCCCUUCGUUUUGUAUUUUUGCUUGCAUUCAGCUCAAUGAUCAUAGUGUGUAUAGAUCAAUGGAAGAACAAAAUCUGGCCUGAAAUAAAAGUGUCAAGACCCGACGCAUUAGACAAUGAGAGCUGGGGCUUUGUGCACCCUCGGUUGCUCAGCGUGCCUGAGCUCUGUCACCACGUAGCCGAAUUCUGGGUCAGUGGGACCGUUUUCAUAAGGAAUCUUUUGCUUUUCAAAAAGCAAAACCCAGGCAAGUUCUGCUUGCUGAGCUGUGGGAUUCUGACCUUCUUGGCUGUCUUGGGCCGCUGCGUCCCAGGGCUCCUGCUGUCCUAUUUAAUGCUUGUCAUGAUGAUGAUGUGGCCCCUUGCCAUGUACCACCGACUGUGGGAUCGGGCCUGUGUACGGCUGAAGCCAGCUCUGCAGCGGCUGGACUUCAGUGUCCGCGGCUACAUGAUGUCCAAGCAGAGAGAGAGACAACUGCGCCGCCGAGCUCUGCACCCGGACCGCGCCCUGGACCGGAGUGACAGUGAGGAAGAGCUUGCUGCCUUCUGUCCUCAGCUGGAUGAUUCUAUUGUUGCCAGGGAACUGGCCAUCACAGACUCGGAGCACUCGGAUGCUGAGGUCUCCUACACAGACAAUGGCACGUUCAAUCUCUCACGGGGCCAAACACCUCUAACAGAAGGCUCUGAAGACCUAGAUGGUCACAGUGAUCCAGAGGAAUCCUUUGCCAGAGACCUUCCAGACUUCCCUUCCAUUGUGGAUCCUGCUGGCCUGGAUGAUGAGGACGAUACCAGCAUUGGAAUGCCCAGCUUGGUGUACCAUUCCCCACCGGGGGCUGAGCCCCAGACCUCCCCAGCCAGCCGUGACGAGAGUACACUGCCGGAGCUCCUGCUUGGUGCCCUGCCCGCAGGAUCCAACCUCACCAGCAACUUUGCCAGCCUGGUCUCCCAGGGCAUGAUCCAGCUGGCCCUGUCAGGAGCCUCCCAGCCUGGCCCUUCUGGCCAACCUCCCCGGAGAGCAACCAGAGGCAUCCUCCGGGCCCCCAGCUCAGACCUGGACACUGAUGCUGAGGGGGAUGACUUUGAACUUCUGGACCAAUCAGAGCUGAGUCAGCUGGACCCUGCCAAUUCCAGAAGCCACUGA
Molecule: messenger RNA, 1392 nt
Organism: Pipistrellus nathusii (Nathusius's pipistrelle)
Lineage: Eukaryota; Metazoa; Chordata; Mammalia; Chiroptera; Vespertilionidae
Source: the annotation of a GenBank genome assembly